GCUUUCGUCGUCGGAGCCGUCGGAGCAAGUUCGUUGUUUAAUAAGCAGCCUCACAACAUUUUCAAAGAAUCCAAGUCUGUUCAUAUUAAAAUCGUGAUUCUGUCCAUGACCCAAAUUUGGUUAGAGUGUCACAGAUUGGUAGUAUGCAUGUUUUUAUUCAGACGCAGAGCGUUUUUGAGAAUGAAUAUUCAUGGCCUCCAAAGCAAUUUUUGCUCUCAUUCACCUCUGCUACCAGUGCAACCUCCAUCUCGAAUUGAAAGCCUUUUGAAUCGGUACUCUGAGCUUUUGUCACCGUCUGAGAAAGACAAUGUUUUGGGUAUGCGUGGAGAGGAGCUCAAGAAAAGAGCCUUGCUUGCCCGGGCAUUGGUUCGGACUACCAUCUCUAGAUAUACAAACCAUCGAGUAGAUCCAAGAUCCUUAAAGUUUAAAAAGAACAAUCAUGGGAAGCCUGAGGUAGAGUGGCAAAUUGCAGAUGACUGGCAGCCACCACCACUGCAUUUCAACAUCUCACACACGUCUACCUUGAUAGCUUGUGGAGUAACUGUGGAUUCACCAAUUGGUAUAGAUGUGGAAGAUAAGCAACGGAAGUUGAAGAACCAUAUCUUAGCUUUUGCUCGACGGUACUUUUCUUCUCAUGAAGUGGAACAUUUAACUUCUAUUUCGGACAUUGAAAUUCAGCGUCAACAGUUUAUAAAAUUAUGGACUCUCAAGGAGGCAUAUGUGAAAGCAUUGGGGAAGGGCUUCUCUUCUGCACCGUUUAAGACCUUUACCAUUCGAGUGAGGGAUGCAGCUAAGAGAGGCCUUCAUCUUUCUGGGGACAUAGAUUCUGAGAUAUCUGAAAUAAGUGUUGAGUCUCUUGGUCCCAUGAACCUCACAACCAAUUGGCAAUUUUCGCUUCUAGAGUUGGCUGGCUCUCAUUAUGCUGCCAUUUGCAUGGAAAAACAUAAAGCCGUUGGAGAGAAAGGAAAUGCUCCCAUGAAAUUGACAGUGCGGAGAACGAUUCCAUUUGUUGAAGAUGAAUGUGUUACAGGAACUGAUGCGGUUUUACCAAUAGGCGGAUUGAAUUGUUAGUAGUUUUUAUAAGUAAUUCUAUUAUUCAAUUGGAACUUAUGUCGGAAACUGAAAAUUCCAAUCAUGUCAUAUUUAACCCAUUGAAAGGCAAAAUUCUUUC
This is a messenger RNA of Prunus mume (Japanese apricot), 1171 nucleotides long. NCBI's taxonomy places the organism in Eukaryota, Viridiplantae, Streptophyta, Magnoliopsida, Rosales, Rosaceae. The record is from RefSeq and is a predicted model, not a curated record.